AUGGAGCAACCUGCAUCAUUAACCGGUAGCGUGUUUCCGGUACGCCCUUCGUUGGACCAUUUACUCGCCAUGGGCGAUGACGAUGAGGAGGAAGAGGAGGGGGCGGUGGUGGUGGACGAAAUGAAGGAAAAGCCGGAACUUGUUCAUCCAGCAAAGGAUGACACAGGUGGUGGCGUAGUAACGGACCAUUGUUCAUCUGUCGUCGAAAACUCGGAACAGGCAACGAAUGGAGAAUCUGCAGCAGUGGAUGACGAUGAUGACGAUGACGGGGCUUCGGAAUUGACGGAAUUGCAACAACUGCCCGAUACGCAACAGCCUGCCGGGACGGCCAAGGAGCAGAAACUGCUGGCCAAGGCUACGUUCGAUAACAUUGCCGAAAGUACGGACGAACUGGCUUUUCGCAAAGGCGAAACAUUGACCGUCAUCGAAACAGAUACCAAUGGGCUGAAAGGAUGGUGGCUGUGCCAGCUACGUGGUCGUCAGGGUAUCUGUCCGGGCAACAGAUUAAAAAUUAUUCAAUCACACGACUCGGGUUGCUUCACACUCUCACCCGCCUCAUCGCCCUGUCCGACGAUCGAUUCCACCACCAAUCUGAACAGCCCGAUACCGAGCGAAAUCUACGAAAAUACGUCACUGUGUAGCAGCACCAGCGCUGGCAGUCAGCGGCAGGGCAAACGGCGAUCCUGGCACAUCAUGCCCAACAAGGUACUAACACCGCAAAAAUGUGGCGACGUUUAUCUGUAUGACCUGUUGCCACCGUCAUCGGCGCGUGUAUCCACCAGCAGCUACCAUCACCAGCAGCAACAGCAGCACCAACAUUCGGCAUCGGCCGACGCGCUCGAUACGUACGACGUUCCGAAGCCGGCCGUUCCAAUCGGACAGGGUGGACCACCCACAACACCGGGGGCAGGAUACGAUCCACAUCAUCCCCAUCAUCGAACGUGCUGGAGUCGGACGCCAUCCCUUCCGUACGGCGGGGCUGGGCAUCCUCCGCUAGCCCAUCUUCACUAUCCACACCCGAACACACCGUCAUCCCUAUCGUCCCCUUCAUCGUCGCUGAGUUUCCCCCAUCCACAUCCUGCCGGCUAUCAUCUUCAGCAGCAGUAUCCACAUCUUGCCGCCGGCUAUCGAAUGGAGGAAUCGUACGAUGUACCGCGACCACUGCUUUCUCAGCAGCAACACCUGACACCGAGCAGUUCCAACUCGUCGCUGCUAACGUCGGACAGCUUCAGUUUGUCCUCCUCGAAUCGUUCCUCGUUGGCAAACAUGCCCGACUACGAUGUACCGCGGCGUAAUCCUGUUUCGGUUCGCUCGACACCACCGCCACCCGGCGCGGGCGGUGCCGGUCCACCACCCGGAACGCCAAGCUUCACCUCCAGCCAUCAUUCGAUGUCGAUGUCAUCGUUUAGCAGCAUGUCCACGUACGAUGUACCACCGUCACACAUGCACGGCGGAGCAAAUGGGUCGGGAUAUGUGUCGGCAAAGCUGCACCAACAACAAACGGCACCGGCCACACCGAGGGAACUUCCGUUGGAAUUGUCCUCCGCGCUGGAAACGCUCGCGAGACUGCAAAACGAGGCUACAACGGCCGUUACUAGGUUACUUUCUUUUGUAUCUCCCAACUGGAGGGUAAAGGAAAAGCUCGAUCCAAUACUGAUGGACAUUAAGCUGGCUGCCGUACGUCUUCGAACGGCACUGCACGAUCUGGCCGAAUUUGGCGAUGGUGCUCUCGGCAAUGCAACCAAAGCAGAAGACAAAGGCUUAGCACAAAAAUUGAAACCCCUCGUGAAAGCACUGCGCGAUGCAGAUAAGCUCGUGCACGAAGCGUCGCAAAAUCUGGAUGCCCAGGGCUGGACCCUGGUUACGCUACAGCGCCCAGAAGCAACACAGAAACUGCAGCAACAGCUACCACCGGACAGUCUCGAUCAGCUGAUCGCGUGUGCACAAACGCUCACCGAAGACGUGCGCCAAACGGCAUCGUUCAUUCAGGGUAAUGCGACACUUCUUUUCAAACGUUCACCCUCGACCCCGCAGACGUCCGCACCGACAACCCCACAGACCCCUACCGGUGCGGGAAAAUCUACAUCCGGCGGUGGUGCAUCCGGUGGCGAGUGGCCCGAGGAUUAUGAUUACGUUAGUCUCGAAUCGAAGGAAGCAUCCGCACGGACGAACGCCGAGAUUAGGGAUGCGCUGCCGAACGAUCUAAAGAAAAACUUCGAAAACGUCGUACGCAAUGCGGCCGAUGCGGCAGCCGCUAGUGUAUCGGAGCGGCCGGAGGCAGCGCUCGAUCCGAACGAUAAAUCGGUCCUGGUGUACUAUGCAUCCCAGACCGUCACACACAUGGGUUACUUGACGCAGGCGAUCGAUGCGUUCCUUCAAACGGUCGAGCAUAAUCAACCACCGAAGUUUUUCCUAGCUUAUGGCAAAUUUGUAGUGCUUAGUGCACACAAUCUCGUCAACAUUGGUGACAUCGUGCACCGGAACGUGUCGCGGGAGUGCAUCAAAACGCGCGUUCUCUCCUGUGCGGAUGCACUGUCCGAGGCACUCAAGACGUGUGUGGGAAAGACGAAGAAGGCGGCCCAAAAUUUCCCGAGCGUUACCGCGGUGCAGGAGAUGGUGGAUUCGGUGGUAGACAUUUCGCACCUAGCAAGCGAUCUAAAGAUUGCGAUGCUGGAGGCAGUGCAGCAGUAG
Messenger RNA from Anopheles marshallii, 2691 nucleotides. RefSeq names its product breast cancer anti-estrogen resistance protein 1 (gene p130CAS). Gene Ontology annotation, cellular component: plasma membrane; cytoplasm. Gene Ontology annotation, molecular function: protein binding. Bases 1 to 2691 code for a protein of 896 amino acids. Gene Ontology annotation, biological process: cell migration; cell surface receptor protein tyrosine kinase signaling pathway. The transcript is spliced from 6 exons. The record is from RefSeq and is a predicted model, not a curated record. Lineage: Eukaryota; Metazoa; Arthropoda; Insecta; Diptera; Culicidae.